Centropristis striata (black sea bass) is the source of this 357-nucleotide messenger RNA. It is a transcript of the gene c1h17orf67, whose product is annotated as chromosome 1 C17orf67 homolog. The coding region runs from base 73 to 345 and encodes 90 amino acids. NCBI's taxonomy places the organism in Eukaryota, Metazoa, Chordata, Actinopteri, Perciformes, Serranidae. The transcript is spliced from 3 exons. The record is from RefSeq and is a predicted model, not a curated record.
GGAGGAGGAAGACCCUCUGGACUCUGGUAGACCUGAGACAGACGAGGCUCAGACAGCAACCAGGAGACCAAGAUGAAGAAGCUGGUGGUGAUUCUGCUCUGCCUGGUCCUGCUGACCGUCUGCACAGAGGCCAACCCCAUCAUCAAGGAGAGCUCUGCUAAACAGCUGCUCCGCAGUAAGAGACAGGACCGGCCCUCCAAACCAGGACACCCUGAUGAACCCAUGAGGGAGCACCUGCUCCACAUGCAGGCUCUGGACCAGAGGGCCCAGGAGACCAACAUGGAGAACUGGCUCAACCCCCACUGCUACCCCCGCUGUGACAGAAACUACGGCUGGCCCGUCUGAUCACGGUGAUGA